Messenger RNA from Prunus persica (peach), 1770 nucleotides. Its product is annotated as transcription factor bHLH90. Gene Ontology annotation, molecular function: protein dimerization activity; sequence-specific DNA binding; DNA-binding transcription factor activity. NCBI's taxonomy places the organism in Eukaryota, Viridiplantae, Streptophyta, Magnoliopsida, Rosales, Rosaceae. Gene Ontology annotation, cellular component: nucleus. The coding region runs from base 72 to 1547 and encodes 491 amino acids. The transcript is spliced from 8 exons. The record is from RefSeq and is a predicted model, not a curated record. Gene Ontology annotation, biological process: regulation of DNA-templated transcription.
UACACAAGGCAAAGCUUACACAUUUAGUCUUGGACUCACUCACUGCAAGUAUUGCAAAAGGAGACAAAUCAAUGAGAAAUUUGGAGGGAGUUGCUGAGUCGCUUAGACCCCUUGUUGAGUCCAAGCAAUGGGACUAUUGUGUUGUGUGGAAACUUGGCGAUGAUCCCUCUAGGUUUAUUGAAAUGAUGGGUUGCUGUUGUGGUGGUGGGUAUGAGUAUGACUGUGUUAAUGUCAAAGAGGAAGAAGGAGAGCCCCACUCUGCUAAACUUUGCAGGGAUGGCUUCCUUAAGCACCCAAUUAGGACAAAGGCUUGUGAGGCUCUUGCCCAGCUUCCUUCUUCUAUGCCUCUCUACUCUGGGAUUCAUACGGAGGUGAUCAUAUCAGCACAACCCAGGUGGCUUUGUGGUCAUGUCAAUGCCUCGAGUUCAAAUCCUUCACAAUCACACGACUUCGUUGGUACCCGAGUGUUGAUCCCUGUGCUAAGUGACCUCAUUGAGCUCUUUUCCACAAAGAAUAUUCCUGAAAAUCAAAAGAUGUUAGAGUUGUUUAUGGCUCCAUGCAAUAACUCUUUAAAACAAGAACCCAUGGCUACACAUGACUAUGUCAAUGUGAACCUCAAUGCCAGUGCAAGCCUUAAUGAAUUCCAUGUUGAUCCAUUGCCAGAAGAGUGCCCAGAAAAGUUGUUACCUUCUUUGAAUUUGGCAAACUUCAUUCCCAGGCCACAAGUUUUCCCCUCAUCAGCUUCCCAAACUACCUCCUGUCCUAUCCUUGAGGGAUCAUCCAGCGGUUCAAAUCCUUCGAGUGAACAUCCAUUGUUAUCUUCGCGCUCUAGAAAGUCCAAGCGUGGUGAUAACUUGUUGCAGCAACAGGCAGGCUUGGCUUCUGGCAGUGGCAGUGUAGUAGAGAAACAUAAGGCAAAGGUGACCAGGAAGACAGGAAGCGGGCAGUACCAAUCCAAGAAUCUUUUCGCAGAGAGGAAUAGGAGGAGCAGGAUUAAAGAUGGGCACUUUGCUCUACGAGCUCUAGUCCCGAAGAUAAGCAAGAUGGAUAUACCUGCUAUUAUAGGAGAUGCUGUUGAAUAUAUUGAAGAGUUAAAGAAGAAGGUGAAAGAACUUGAAGAUGAGCUCAGGGAAAUCGAAGAGGAGGAGGACUUGACAAAGAACAAAGCAGAUGUGAAAAUUCUGGCCUCAGACAUGAGAAAAGAAGGCAGCAUUUGCUUGAUUUCUACAGAGCACAAACAGGGUUCCUCAAGUUUUGUUCAAAAGAGUCCAACAGUGGUGCAAGUGGAAGUGAACCAGAUUGGCAAAAGAGAUUGUUUGAUUAAGUUGUUCUAUGAGCAGAGCCGAGGCGGGUUUGCAAGUUUGAUGGAGAAUAUGGAUUCUUUAGGGCUUCAAGUAGUUGAUGCCAAUGUUACCACAUUUGACGGAAAUGUCCUAAACAUCCUUAAGGUUCAGGCAAACAGAGACAUUCAGGCAAAGAAAUUGAGAGACAAGUUGAUCCAGCUAACACGGGAGACAAAUCAGACAGUUCACAAAGGCAUAAAUUGACAGAUUUUCAUUGAUUUUGAAGUGAAGAUUUCAUUUUCAACUAAGGACACCUAGAUAAUUCCUUUAGACAUGUUCGUUGCAUGAAUAUCUGCUUUAGACAUGUUCUUUUUCUUUUUUAUGAUCAUAAGUAUGGAAGUUCUGGAGGCUAAUAUAUAUGAGCAAACUGAAAUCUUAUUGCUCUACUAUCAAUACAGAUUGUUUUAUAUUAAUGACUAAAAAGUAG